Pollicipes pollicipes is the source of this 1200-nucleotide messenger RNA. Its product is annotated as NGFI-A-binding protein homolog. Gene Ontology annotation, molecular function: nucleic acid binding; transcription factor binding; transcription coregulator activity. The record is from RefSeq and is a predicted model, not a curated record. The transcript has 9 exons. Gene Ontology annotation, biological process: negative regulation of DNA-templated transcription. The coding region runs from base 1 to 1200 and encodes 399 amino acids. Gene Ontology annotation, cellular component: nucleus. Lineage: Eukaryota; Metazoa; Arthropoda; Thecostraca; Pollicipedomorpha; Pollicipedidae.
AUGCCCACGCCCAGCAUGGAGCCACACGGCGAGUCGUCGUUCCCUCGGCAGCAGCCGCGGCUGGCCCGGCCGACGGGCCGCCACAGCGAUGAGGCCGAAUCGCCCGAGCUCGCCCCAGCUGGCGUCGCAGACGGGAUGACAUUCUUACCAACCAACGAGUCCGAGCUACAGCUGUAUCGUGUGCUACAACAUGCCAACCUGCUCAGCUACUACCACAUUUUCAUCAGCCAAGGUGGAGAUGACGUGCAGCAACUCUGUGAAGCCGGAGAGGAGGAAUUCCUGGAGAUCAUGGCCCUGGUGGGCAUGGCCUCCAAGCCGCUGCACGUGCGUCGAUUACAGAAGGCGCUCCAGGAGUGGAUCACCUCCCCAACCCGAGAUCCGCUCCGAAAACAGGACGAGCCGCCCUCGCCUACCCUCUCACAGGACAGCGGUGACUCGGCGUGGCCCCGCGCCGCCUCCGCGGAGCCGAGCGACUCGCCGCCGCCGCCGCCGCCCGUGCUGCUCGACUCGCAGGUGGAGCGGCUCGCCGAGUCAGCCGUCCGCCUCGCCAAGACGCUGCCGGACUUCGAGCCGCGAGCCCAGAACAGCAAGCGCAAGGUGUGCCGCGAAUUGGAGCAGGUGAUGAGCAUGGAGGCCGACCAUCCGCAGCGUCUGGAGAAGUUCCGCAAGUACGCCGCCAUCUACGGCCGGUUCGACUGCCGGCGUCGGGCGGAGAAGCCGCUCACACUGCACGAGGUGUCGGUGAACGAGGCGGCAGCGCACAUCUGCAUGCAGGUGCCGGCGCUGCUGACUCGUCGCGACGAGCUGUUUCCGUUGGCGCGCCAGGCGGUCCGGCAUUCCGGCUACCAGUACUCCAAGGGCCACUCCAGGUCGCAGGGAGCGCAGGGCUUCUUGUCGCGAGAGUUCCGAGUCGGCGAGGAGGUGGGCGGAGUCAAACGACUCCGCCUCGACUCGGACCCGCUAGCAGAGGACCUGUCGGACGGCGAUUGGCUGCACAGACAGCUGGUUGUCCUCGAUGGCUUCCACAACCACAGAGCCCUGGAGGCAGUCUGCUUUGCGAAAGACCAUGACAUCCAGCUUCCAACGUUCCCACCGCACACCGCGCACAAGCUGCAGCAGCUCGAUGUCAGCUUCUUCAAGUCUUUGAAGGCAACCUACAACGUUGGGAUCGGAAACCGGCUCAUCUAUUACCCCGGCUAG